Vanderwaltozyma polyspora DSM 70294 is the source of this 1662-nucleotide messenger RNA. It is a transcript of the gene SGF73, whose product is annotated as deubiquitination module subunit SGF73. Gene Ontology annotation, cellular component: SAGA complex. The record is from RefSeq and is a predicted model, not a curated record. Bases 1 to 1662 code for a protein of 553 amino acids. Lineage: Eukaryota; Fungi; Ascomycota; Saccharomycetes; Saccharomycetales; Saccharomycetaceae. Gene Ontology annotation, biological process: regulatory ncRNA-mediated heterochromatin formation; regulation of transcription by RNA polymerase II; RITS complex assembly. The transcript has a single exon.
AUGGCUGAUAUUUAUACUGAAAUUAAAGGGAUUAAACAGACCAUUAAGGAUAAGUUUAGCAAUAUUACAGAGACUAUUGAAAAUAGUGGAACAACAAACGGUAAAAAUAAAGGUUGGAAACAACUUUUAUCAAGUGCAAAGGGUAGUCCAUUUCAAUAUAGUCAUAUUAAUUUGGAUCAUAAAAAUAAAUAUUUUAACGCGAAUACUCAUUUAUUGGAGAAUACAGUGGAAUCUAAUAGUUCUUCCAAUUACAGAAUUUGUAACAGUUGUGGAAGACCAAUUAGCUUAGAGACAAUUGUUGAUCAUUUAAAUAAUCAUUGUAAUUCAAACUCAACUGAAAAGGAUAGAAUGAAUUCUUCAGAUAAUAUUGAUAUAGGGGACACUUCAAAUGUCGAAGAUAAUUCUAUCAUACUGGAAAAUACAGAUGAUAAUAAACGUUCAAUGUCAGAAUUGGCAAUGUCAACACCAGAACAGCCCUCAACUCCUAGUAAGAGACAAAAAACUAGUCAAGGCCAGAAUGGAACAAGGAAACAAAGAAAAGUCAAACAGAGGAAUCCUACUGAAAAGCACUUAAUCGAUUUUGAUAAACAAUGUGGUGUUGAAUUACCAGAAGGUGGAUAUUGUGCACGCUCGUUAACCUGUAAGUCCCACUCAAUGGGGGCUAAAAGAAGUGUAUUAGGUAGGAAUCAGCCUUUUGACGUUUUAUUAGCUGAUUAUCAUAGGGAACACCAAACCAAAAUUGGUGCGGCUGCUGAAAAAAGAGCUAAACAACAAGAAAUACAGAAACAACAGAAACAAACUCAAAAGGAACAGAAAAAACAGGCCCAGGCUAAAGCAAGAUCUAAGAAUUCGGGUUCUUCAAGGAAGUUUGCUGCUAAGCAAGACCUUGUUGCUGAUGACCCUAACACUAAUGUUAUAAUGCUUACUCCAGAAGAAGAGACUACUCAGGUAUUAAAUGGUGUAUCAAGAUCGUAUCCAUUACCUCUUGAUUCUACUAUAUUGUACUCAGUUAGACGCAGAACAAAAUAUUUUAGAAUGAGAGAAAUGUUUGCGUCAUCAUUUACAGUAAAAGCCGGGUAUUCUUCACCUGGUUAUGGUUCUAUUCAUUCUCGUGUAGGUUGUAUUGAUAUAGACAAGUCGACAGAAUAUAAAUUUAGAGUAAGGACACCACAGGCCACUAAUCAGCUACAGCAACAACAAAGUUCACAAAACUCACAAAAUCAAGCACAACAACUUCAAAAAGCACAACAACAAAGGUUGUUACAGGCACAAAUCAUGCAACAACAAAAACAACAACAACAACAGUUACAAAUGCAGAGACAAAACCAAGGUCAGAACCAAAAUAUAAACCAGGGCCAAAAUCAAAUAUCGAAUAAUGCUGUGCCAACCAGUAAUAUACCUCAAUCAAUAAAGCAGACGCCAGAAAAUUCCAAAGAUAGUGAUUUAACACCUCAGGAGAUUCAAUUUCAACAACAAAAAUUACGACAGCAACAGAUUCAACAAAACAAAUACGAAGCAGCUGCUUACCAUAUGGCAAAUAACACUAAACUAAGUCCUGGCUCACCUUCUUCGAUGGGACAAGUUGGAAGUCCAGUUGGUGGUGGAAGGGUUAACGUAGGAAUAGGAAGUUCUGUUAAUGGUACUGGUGCUCGAGUAAACUGA